GUAGGUGGGGGCAAAAGAAAGAAACAAAACGUGACGAGGCACCCGAAGCGUCCUGUUAUGCAACCGCUGACCUACUAACAUACAUUUCUAAACAGAAGCAGCUAGCGGCAGGAUACUGGAGCGCCUCGCCAACACAAUACAAGGAACCAGGGCAAAAACACACAGGCUGCGGAACCCAUGCGUACUGGACACGGCGUGUAGUGUGUGUGUGCAUCACUUCGCCUUUUAUUCAAGUGACCGAGGCUGAUACAAAGAGACUAAUAAUAGUCAUCGGGCCACAGAAAUAUUUUGGAUACAAGCACAAAAGCCACAAACGCCUUUCAUCGAACAGCCAGCUGGAGGCUUUGGGCGCAGCAGCACCCCUCCCCAAGAGGCCGACAAGCUGGGGCAGACCGAGUGACCUAUAUCCUCCAACACGCCCAAGGCACUGGGACACAUCUCUGUCGGCUUGAUAGAGCCGUUACAUAAAAGAAUAAAAGUGAAAACAAAGAAAAGGGGGUCAGAAUUCUUUAAGCAAAUUUGGUCACAUUUCCUGUACUUCAGGACUUUAUUGACCCUCUUUUAUUCCCCUGUUUGGCUUUGAAAGACAUUGUGUGCAAGACAGCCAGAAGAGUUUUUUUGGGUUUGUUAAUUGCAGGAGACUCAUAAAGAGGUGCACCUGUUCUUACUCUUCUUAGCCAAGCUGGACACUUGAUCAUCAAGGGAUAUUUGCUUGAGCUUCACAUCAACAAAAUCAAUGAGGUUCAGUUUUCCAGGGACUAAAAUACCUCAUAAAGUCUUUGAUUUUCCAGCUACUUUCCCCCUUUACCCCAUCCUUGUUUCUACAUUUAUUUCCAUUUUACCAGUGGUGAAGCAGAAGUUCCAAACUGGUUCCCAUUGAGGAACAAUGGAAAGUUUGAGCUUAGAAAUUUCAACAAAUUCGAGUGCCGGCAAAACCUUAAAGAACACAGAAAGCUUUCUGGACUACAGUGAUCUCCUCCAUUCACCUCAAAGCAACAUUCGUCAGAGCCACCAUCUCAAACCAAAGCCAAAUAUGAGCUGUCGACGCAAGCGUGAGUUCAUCUCAGAUGACAAUAAGGAUGCAUCCUACUGGGAAAAGCGACGCAAGAACAACGAGGCUGCCAAGCGUUCCCGGGAGAAACGGCGCUAUAAUGACAUCAUCCUAGAGAACAGAGUUAUGGUGCUGAACGAUGAAAAUGUACGUCUGAAAACUGAGCUUUUACAACUUAAGCUCAGGUUUGGUAUGAUAAGUACAGCCUCCUACAUGGAAAAGAGUCAGCAGAUUGGUGGAGCAGGCAAUGGAAGUCCUGGGGGAAACUCCACAUCCUCCUCUACCACAAGUCGUUUCUACCCUAAUGGUUACUCAAGUGUUUCUCAGAUGAUGAUAAACUCUGAUUCUUCUGAAACGGACCAGUCUGUUCGAGGAGACAGGCAUGUGAAAAUGGCAAAAUACUCCCCACGAGGUUCCCUCUCCGAUAUGUCCGAUGGCUCCUCUCGGGACAGCCCAGAGCCACUUGUGUAUGACAUCAAGCAGGAGGGGAUGGGUCUAGAUAUGGACAUUGUCAACAGCACUACCACACAGAUCAUGCUAAACAUUCAUUCUAGGUUGCCUGCAGUACUUCACCAGCACACUUUUGAGCCAGGUUAUUCAGCCAACCAACAGAAGCAACGACACCAAGAGACCAUUGCAAGUCCAGUUGCUCCACAAUCCGCUCAAAGAAGUGUUAUCCUAUACCGUUCAAGCAGUGCCUCGUAUCCUGUGGAAACUCAGGAAAUUAUUCCUAAAGAACAGCAAAACCUUACACAGUCUACUGAGGGACCAACCGGAAGUCCCAUAAGCUUGGCAGAGGUGUCUAAACGGCUAGAGAGAAAGACUUUGGACUCUCCUCCUUACGAGUACCCAGAUUGGGAAGCAGCCGAAAGGCAAGCUUACAUUGCUCAACGACAGACCCCCAGGGUUGAUGCUGCUGCCCCAGAUCUUCUAAUGAGACCAGAGGAAGGAGAUGAAACACAGAUGUACCAGUGUUCUAAUGGAACCUUAGAGAAUGACGAGCCACCAGUGCUGGCCUACGAAGGAGGCUUGAGACAAGAAGAGUACUACGAGAGUCACUCUGGAAAGGACACUUCCUCAAGUGACGGGGAUCCCCGCAGCUCUGAUAAAGAGGGCUCCACCGAUGAUGAGUCUCCCUCUUCUUCUUGCUCUGAUACAGGGAGCAACCAUCCUUACAUAUUCAUGACCCAGAGCUCCUUCUCACCAAGCCAAUGCAAAGACGGCCAAGCGGAAAUCAAAGGCACUGCCCUACCCCACAAAUUGAGACUCAAACACAGAGCUCAGAGCGAUGGGAGAGCAUCGUCUCAAGACUCGCCGACGACGCCACCUGCUAACUUCCAGCCAUUACCUCAGCAUCCUUACCUGGCCUUGUCUCAAUCUGGCGGCCAGUCAAGUCCAGGGUUUCACAAGCAGGCCACCUCGACUGGAAACAUCGAAUGUGGGAAGAAGGAAUCCAGUAUGCGUAAUGGUCAUAACAAGAGACAUGACUGAACGGGAAACUGUGGGACUCACUUGGGUCUUGAUAUAAAGCCCCGAGAGACUUUUUAUAAACCCAUCUUGAGGUCCUACCUUGAUCUUGUACCCUUCACCCCAUUCCCUGUUCAAAUGCCUAGGGAUAAGAGAAGUGGACAUUGUCAGGACUGCUGCAUUGUACCAUAAUGUAUAUACUUACCGUUUGUUGGUUUGGUUUGUUUGUUUGUUUGACGUCCUCUUAACGUUACAGCAGCACUUACAACAGAAUGAAAUAGGAUGACAUGCUAUUGAUCGCACUUACCUGUAGUUCCCAUGCUGCAGCAAGAUGUCAAAGUGUGUCAUUCAAUUCAAAAGCAAUACCUACCAUAUGUGAGGCAUUGUAACGGAUUCAUAUUUGUAAAUAGGCAACUUCAAGUGCCCCUAUCUUAGUUUUUGGCCACACCUUAACAACAGGACAUUUGCAGGUGGCUGUGCACCAUUUUUAAACAUACCAAACACCAGAAGAUUAAGGGAACUUUUCCCUUGACCAAAGAAACAUGGCUUUAAGUUCAUACCUCUCUCUGCUCCCUAACUCUGUCUGCUUUUCUAACUAGUGCUCCCCAUCAUUUCCCCACAUUAAACAGCCUAGCUACCACUCCUCCUUGACCAGGCACUUGGUUUGUAUGUAUAAAAUGUGAUAUAAAUAUUAUAUAUUAAUAUAUUUUAAGAAGAAAACAAAAAGAUUACAUGAAAAAAUAGCAAGUUCAGUGACUAAUGAAUUUGUCCUUGUCAAAAAUACUGUACAAUAUCAGUGUGUUUGCUGUUUGAGAUGCCACUUGAUAUAAACUCCUUUUUUUUUUUUUACAAUUAAAUAUUUUUUUUAGAAACUCUCCUUUUAUAGGAAAAUUACAAAAUGCCCCAAAGCCUUUACAGAUACAUUAGCGGGUUGAUGUAAGCUUUAUGUCAUAGAUACUAAAAUGUGUUUUCAUUGCAGUUAUAACUCAUUGUCUGGUCUUGAAACAUUACUUGGUGUUUAACGUAAAAAAAUGUAUUUUCCAUAUAAUGUUUAAAACCUUAAACCUAUCCUAAAAGUACAUAUCUAGCUUCCCUUUUAUGUAGCCUCCUCCAUGUUUAUAGUUUUCCUUAUACCCCAACUGAUGUAAAAACAUUGAUUUGCUUCAUCAUAACCUGUUACAGAGAGAACUGUCUAUAGGCUUAAUGCAGAAUGACUUUCUCUUCCUGUCUGGUUAUGAAUGUGAAAGGAAUGUUUUGCUCUUAUUAGCAUGGGGUUUACAGGAAACCACCCACCCUGCUUACAUCAGUAUAAAUGGAUGAUUACUAGCAUAGUGUCUUUGACCGCUUGCCCUUGAGGCCCCUAGUUAAGCGAUUCAGCUGGCUGAUACUGCAGUUUUUUCAGUCUUUAACUGGUUGGCUGACUCCUCGCUAGUUAACCGCUACCCUGCAUAUGUUUCCCUGCCAAAAAUGAGGUUUAAUUAAAGUGGUUGAGCUUUUUUUCCACUUUUAAAAGAAUGCAUGUACAUUUUUCAGGUGUAGCUCAAUUUAGUCACAACCCCCCUUUUGUAUUGUUCCAAAAUAAGUCUACAUGUCACGUUAACUUAUGGCACUUGUGUAUAAAUGUAAAAUAUUUUUUACUCACAACACUGUAUUGUGCUUUUUAAAUGAACUGUUUUGGGGGCCAAGUGUUGUCCUGUUUAUCACUAGCUGUGUCUUUACUUCCUGUUUGCUGUGAUUUCGUAAUUGCUCACCACAAUGUCACCUAUCCCCCUUAGUCCUUUCAGUGUGUUUCAAACUGAGUGAUGUUUGAUGUUUUUAUUUUCGUAUGGUUUUAUCAAAAUGAACAUGGAAAAAAAAAGCGAACAAGGCUUGUGUGGUGUUACUGAGUAGACCGUGGCACUGCUGUUCUGUUGCUCUGUUUUGAAAUGCAUAUUGUAAAUAACACUAAUAUUCAGUGCUAGGGUUGGGUGCAUUUCAAAAAUUCAACAAAAAAAUAAAAAAAGUUGUUGCAUUA
Messenger RNA from Sinocyclocheilus rhinocerous, 4532 nucleotides. RefSeq lists its product as uncharacterized. The record is from RefSeq and is a predicted model, not a curated record. Lineage: Eukaryota; Metazoa; Chordata; Actinopteri; Cypriniformes; Cyprinidae. Gene Ontology annotation, molecular function: DNA-binding transcription factor activity; DNA binding. Gene Ontology annotation, cellular component: nucleus. Gene Ontology annotation, biological process: circadian rhythm; regulation of DNA-templated transcription. The transcript is spliced from 2 exons. The coding region runs from base 887 to 2542 and encodes 551 amino acids.